This is a messenger RNA of Olea europaea var. sylvestris, 1244 nucleotides long. RefSeq names its product gibberellin 2-beta-dioxygenase 2-like. The record is from RefSeq and is a predicted model, not a curated record. The transcript has 3 exons. NCBI's taxonomy places the organism in Eukaryota, Viridiplantae, Streptophyta, Magnoliopsida, Lamiales, Oleaceae. The coding region runs from base 37 to 1026 and encodes 329 amino acids. Gene Ontology annotation, biological process: gibberellin catabolic process; response to light stimulus.
UAUCUCUUUUCUCUUCCUGCUUCUGUUAACCCAAAAAUGGUGGUGGCCUCUCCAAACCUUUCAAAAACUGGAAAACUACGAGAGAUUGAAAUUCCAAUUAUAGACCUUUCCGCCGACAGGUCCGAGGUUUCAAAACUCAUUGUUAAAGCCUGUGAAGAGUUCGGUUUCUUUAAGGUUAUCAACCAUGGUGUCCCUCAUGAUGUGAUUACAAGAAUGGAACAACAAGGUUACGAGUUUUUUGCGAAACCAGCGUCUAGAAAACAGCAAGCUGGACCUGCAAAUCCAUAUGGCUAUGGGAGCAAGAAUAUAGGACUGAAGGGAGAUAUCGGAGAAGUUGAAUAUCUUCUCCUACCGACCAAUCCUCUUUCCAUCGACGACAAUUCGAAAACUAUUUCCAGCACUGAUCCUUAUAAGUUCAGCUGUGCAGUGAGGGGUUAUGUAGAAGCAGUUAACAAGUUGGCAUAUGAAAUAUUGGAGCUGAUGGCAGUAGGGUUAGAGGCCCCUGACCCUUCUGUACUCAGCAGACUAAUCAGGGACGGUGACUCUCUCCUCAGAUUCAAUCACUAUCCAAAGGUUGAUGGUGGUGCCACGUCACCCUCCUGUAUUGGAUUUGGAGAACAUACUGACCCUCAGAUCUUGACCCUUUUGAGAUCCAACGAUGUAGAUGGCCUCCAAAUCUCAUUGGAUGAUGGGGUGUGGGUCCCAGUCAACUCUCACCCAGUUUCAGCCUUUUGUAUUAAUGUUGGUGACGUGUUACAGGUCAUGACAAAUGGAAGGUUUUUGAGUGUACGACAUAGAGCUAUGGUGAACUCCUAUAAUUCAAGAAUGUCAAUGGCGUAUUUUUCUGCUCCACCACUUGAUGCCACAAUAAGUUGCCUGCCAGUACUACUAACACCACAGAAACCUCCUCUUUACAGAAGCUUUACCUGGGCCGAGUACAAGAAAGCUACCUAUUCGCUUCGACUAGGAGAGAGCCGUCUUAAUCUUUUCAAGGCUCGACGGGAUGAUGAUGAAAAUAGUAACUAAUUUCCUGAAUGAUUUUGCAAGGAAUUAAUCAAAAGGUUAGUUUUAUUUUUAUUUUUCUAAUGGUUUUCUGUAGCUUUUGCUAACCAGCAGUUCUUAUAGUUGGAAGUGCAGAUUAGGUUUCGGAUGGUAUGAAAAAGGGCUUUAGGGUUUCUGACUUCACCUAUGUACUGUUCCAAUUGUAGCUCCUAGAAGUUUAAAUUAAAUUAUAAUCCAAGUCG